Protopolystoma xenopodis is the source of this 2001-nucleotide messenger RNA. The record is from the annotation of a GenBank genome assembly. Lineage: Eukaryota; Metazoa; Platyhelminthes; Monogenea; Polystomatidea; Polystomatidae.
CUUGACAAUCAAAUGCUAGGCCUUCAUUCUUGCGUAGGACAAGCCGAAUUCGCUCAAAACAAUUCAGCAGAGUCUUCUUCCUUGCUAACAGCUCAAAGACACAACCCUUUAUUUCCACCUCAAGAUGCAACAAGUUCUCCAGCCUCCAGCGUAUCCUUUCAUGAAUCCACCGAUUUCCCACUUGAUUCAUCUUCUAUACACCCAGAUUUGGGUACCCAAAUUAACCGAUCUGUAUCAAUCAUACAAGUUCAGCCUGGGUCGAAGUCCCUUAUCAAUGCAUCAGACGCAACCUCUCCAGAUUGCUUAUUAAGACCACAUAGUGCAGAUCUCUCUGUCGCUCGUGCUCAUUGUUCUGUCCAAGUUGCCUCGCCCCUACAGACUGCUAUUAGUCGGUUUGAUCGUUCCGAAACGACAUCUGCUAGUCGUCAAUCCUCUCCCGGUCUUGUUGGGCAUCGUAACGAUUCAAUUGAAACUCUGAUGCUGCCUCUCUUUGCCUUCGGAAGGAUCGCAUCAGAUUUGAGAAGUCUCAUUAAUCGAUAUGUUCAAUCAGAAUCUGUGCUUUAUUGUCUUGAGAUAGCCGGGUUCACUACUGCACCAGUCAUUGCAUGUUUAGCAGAUGACGCUGAAAUUCGCGAACUAGAAUCCUUCAUUCAGCACGCUGGUCAAAUUAUCUCAAAUCCAUCAAUCCGGUUAGCUCUACUCGGUCCAGUUUACGCAAUGCAUCCUGCAAAAUUUCGCCUUCCUUUUGGUGCUAUUUGUGGUCUUAGACUCGCCUUAAAGGAGCUGGCUUCCAGUUCGCUACCUGGUGUCACAUAUUCUAUGCACGGCCUGACGACCCCCAAGCCUUCACAUCAGUCUAAUCUAGGCCCUGCCGACUUUAGCCGAUUAAUCAGUUUUGGAGGUCGUCUAGAUGAUUCAGGAAGUCAUGCAGCUUAUGGUAAUGGCAAUGGUAGCAAUACUAGUUCCAGCUCAACCUCCAAUGCUCUUCUUCCUUCGGGUCAUCUCCCGCCACCGCUUGGCUCCAACCGGUUAGCAGCAGCUGCUGCUGCUGCCGCCCUCCUUCCAGGAAUGACGAGUUCACUUAUUCGAGGCCAAGUGGCCGUGGCUGCAGCGGCUGCUGCUGCGGCCAGAUCACUCGUACCUCCGACAACGCCUUCCUCUACCUCCGCAUCUUCUCCGCCUGUCUCAGCAGCCGCGGGCGGGACCACUAGAACAGGUGGAGAUAGUCUUGAUGCCUCACAUCUUCAUCAGCUAUUCGAGGCUGCGGUAACAGGAGUAACAUCCGCUGGCUGUUCUGGGACAACAGACAGCGAUAAUCUAUCUUCAAGUAGCUCUCUUCAUCAUUCUUCAUCUCUACCUCUUUUCCCUUUUCUUUCAAGCAGUCAGCCAAACGGAGCCCAAGCUUUCCAUUCGCCGGAUUUUCAAGUCAAUAGACUCGAUGACUUUGGAAGAUUCAACUUAGAACGUCUUAAGCAGCACUCAGUAGUACGUGUAUCCCGCAUUGCAGCCCGUCACUUUGCCAACGCGCCUCAUCUAGUGCAGGGCCGUGACUUUGAUGUCGAAAUGGAAGUAUCCCUUACAUCCGAGGGUUUCCAGCGUGUCACUGGUCUCUUCUAUUGUCAGCUAUGUCGAGCCAAGAGAGAUAGGGCUGCAGCCGUCCGAUUUUCCGUGGCUCGAAACCGUACACCAGUCAUGAGCAAUGUCAUUUCUCACCUCAAAAUUCACUUUCAAUAUCUUGGGCAGCAGUCACUUGUCAGUAGCCCACAUCUUAUUUCCCCUCAUUUAUCACAAUUACACACACUCCUGCCGUCACCCUCCAACUCUCUCCCUCUCGUGAAUUUUUGCUCGUCUGUCAUGCCAGACCAAGGCCAAGCCAUGUCAGCCAAGCUAGAGGCCUAUUCUGAUCCUGAUCGGAGGGUCGGUUUUCCUUUACUCCCUUCUGCUUCCUCUCAACAUUCAUCACUUGCUUUCUCUCAGCCUGCUUCUGCCGCUACGGACUAG